AUGACAGAAUUUCAAGGAAUAACAUUUGAAAAAUGGUUUGAAUUUUUUAUUCAGUUUAUAAUUACGGCAACAAAAAAUGGGCAUGGAUCAGAAGCAUAUGAUCGGCAAAAUUCACAAAAAUAUUUUUUAAGACAAAUAAGAGCAAUGGAUUCAGGCAUUUCUGACAGUUCUCCAACGAAACCUGAUGCUGGUUUGUUGACACUUUAUGGACAUAUUUUGGGAUGUUCAAGAAGUUAUAAUGGCGCUCUUGCAGCACUUGUCAAACCAAAAGAUCCUCUUGUGUGUUUUUCUAUGGGUCUUGCAUAUUUGCAUCAUGCUAUGCAGAGAAAAACAAGUAAUCAACAUUUACAAAUUUUACAAGGAUUCAAUUUUUUAUAUGAAUACUAUGAAUUAAAAAGCAAAAACCAAGAAGCUGAAUAUAAUUUAGGGCAUGCAUUUCAUCAAUUAGGAUUAACACAUUUAGCUAUACUACAUUAUGAAAAAGCACUUAAAUUACCAUCAGUAAAUCAAAUUUUGAAACAAAAAAUUGAUAAAGGCAAGAAAAAACAAUUAGAAACCGACGAAAACGAAGUUGAAAAUUUCGAAGAAAAUGAUCCUACAGAUAUUAGAAAAGAAGCUGUCUAUAAUUUAUAUUUAAAUUAUAUGGAAACAGGAUCUUCAGCUUUAGCUCAAAUGUUAUUAAAAAAAAUAUUAUGCAAUAUGAAAAUUUAUUUAUUUGGAAUUACUGGUAGCGUUGCUUGA
Molecule: messenger RNA, 741 nt
Organism: Entrophospora candida
Lineage: Eukaryota; Fungi; Glomeromycota; Glomeromycetes; Entrophosporales; Entrophosporaceae
Source: the annotation of a GenBank genome assembly